UCUUCUUCCUCGCUUCAACUUUGUUUCUCUUCCAUUUCUGAACGAGAAAAAGGCUAGUGCUUUUGCUGAAGGUUUACAGAAGGUUUAUUCCAUGGCGGAGGAGCAUAAGCAUGAGGAAUCGACUGCUGAGUCGAUCAUGGAGAAGAUUGCUGAGAAGAUCCGCGGACACGACGAUGGGUCCUCGUCGUCCUCCGAUUCCGAUGAUGAGAAGAAAUCUUCGCCUUCGUCCCUUAAGGCGAAGAUUUACCGCCUGUUCGGAAGGGAGAAGCCUGUUCACAGCGUUCUCGGUGGUGGAAAACCUGCCGACAUUUUUCUGUGGAGGAACAAGAAGGUAUCAGGUGGAGCGCUAGGUGUGGCAACAGCUGCCUGGGUCUUAUUUGAGCUACUUGAAUAUCACCUUCUCACGCUUGUUUGCCACAGCUCGAUCUUCGCUCUUGCAGUACUCUUCUUGUGGUCUAACGCCAGUACCUUCAUUCACAAGACACCUCCUCGUAUCCCUCAUGUUCACAUCCCGGAAGAACCCGUUAUCCAGCUUGCUUCCGGGCUAAGGUUCGAGGUCAACCGUGGUUUUACUGCUCUGAGGGAUAUCGCAUCAGGAAGAGACCUCAAGAAAUUUCUCGUGGUGAUUUCCGGGUUGUGGGUUCUGUCGAUACUUGGUAGCUGCUGCAACUUCGUGACGUUGUUCUAUAUCGCGACUGUACUUCUCUUCACCGUCCCUGUGCUCUAUGAAAAGUAUGAAGACCAAGUAGACGCCUUUGGUGAAAAGGCGAUGAAGGAGAUUAAGAAGCAAUAUGCAGUGCUCGACGAGAAGGUAUUGAGCAAGGUCAUGAGCAAGAUCCCCAGGGGAGCCCUGACCAAGAAGAAGGAUUAGACUCUUGUCUGUAAGUUUUCUGAUCAGCCCCGAUUGCCCAUGAUGAAUUGCGGUUUAGCAGCGUCGUCUCGACCGUUAUUGUGGAAUAUUUUGGUAAAGAUAACCCUUUUUUUGUCUCGUAUCUCUUGUUAUGUCGGCUUUAAUCGGGUUUUUUUCCAAAUUUUUAGCCGUAUAUGGAUGAUAUAGUUGAUUAAUGUCUUCGUGUUCGUCAUUUCUGCUUUU
Molecule: messenger RNA, 1093 nt
Organism: Tarenaya hassleriana
Lineage: Eukaryota; Viridiplantae; Streptophyta; Magnoliopsida; Brassicales; Cleomaceae
Product: reticulon-like protein B4
Exons: 5
Coding region: 92-871 (259 amino acids)
Source: RefSeq, a predicted model, not a curated record